ACUUCUGUAGCAUCACAAACGUGACUGUAACAGUGACUGGUGGUUCUCGUUUCGUUCUCGCGCGUCUUUAAACACCGAAUCGUUCCUUUAAGUGGAAGCACUAACGGAUAAUCAAAUGGCUGACAACACUAAACUGUUGGCAUUGCUGCAGCGCCCCCUCGAGCCAACGUUCUACCCGAAAGAUGACGGCAAAACGGUGGUCGAUCUGCCGGAAAACUAUCUCACCGAUCGCUACAAACCGAUUGGCCAGUCGCUCCAGACGCGCUUCUCGUCCGAAGCGGAUACGCGCAUCGCUGUGCGGGCUACUACUCUGCCCGACAUUAGAUUUGCCGAGGAGCUGCCUAGAAGGGGCGAUUUUUCGUUGUUUAUUCCGAAACAUCGCAAAAUUGCUGGUGAUUUGAUUAAACUGUUCUUGGACCAACCGGAUGUGGACACGCUAAUGAGUGUUAGUUCGUACGCGAGAGAUCGGCUGAAUCCGGUCCUGUACCAGUACGCGAUGGCUGUAGCCAUUCAGCAUCGGCCGGAUACGAAGAACCUAAACAUUCCAUCGUUCUUUGAUCUGUUCCCGGAUUCGUUCGUCGAUCCGACGGUCAUUCCAAAGCUUCGAGAGGAAGGCGCCGUCGUAAACAAUCAAAGGGAUCGGAUCACAAUAGACAUUGCAAUGAACUACACUGCUUCCGAUCGGGAGGAUGAGCAGCGGUUGGCCUACUUCCGCGAGGAUAUCGGUGUGAACCUGCACCAUUGGCAUUGGCAUCUGGUGUAUCCGGGCGAGGGUCCGAAUAACGUAGUCAAUAAGGAUCGCCGUGGUGAGCUGUUCUACUACAUGCAUCAGCAGCUGAUCGCUCGCUACAAUGUGGAUCGAUUCUGCAAUCGAUUGAGCCGCGUGCGUCCUCUGACUAGCUUGCGAGAGCCCCUACCGGAAGGAUACUUCCCGAAGAUCGUUCGAAGCUUAACAAACCGAGGUUUUCCUGCUCGUCCACAAAAUACGAUCUUGAGGGACUUGAAUCGAAUUGAGGACGAUGUCGUUCUUUCAAUUACCGACAUAGAACUAUGGGGCAGCCGUAUUGCUGAGAGCAUCGAUGGUGGUUACGUUGUUGCCCCCGGAGGAAAUCGGAUUCCGCUCGAUGAGCAGACUGGCAUUGAUGUGCUGGGUAACAUCAUAGAACCGUCGGCACUGUCGGUCAACAGUCAGUACUACGGUAACUAUCACGGCCACAUGCACAAUCUGAUUUCGUUCAGUCACGAUCCGGAGAACCGCUUCCUGGAGGGAUACGGUGUGGUGGGCGAGUUCCAGACCGCUAUGCGCGAUCCCGCCUUCUACCGUCUGCACGCUCAGGUGGACAACAUGUUCCAUCGCUACAAGCGCACGCUGCAACCGUACAAUGCCAAUCAAAUCGGGUACGCCGGUGUGCAGAUACAAUCGUUCGGUGUACAGCUGAACCGUGCCAAUGCGCCGGCCAAUGUGCUGCUGACGUACUGGCAGCGGUCACAGAUUGAUUUGGGCACCGGACUCGACUUUGGGCCGCAAGGAAACGUGUUUGCAUCGUUCACGCAUCUGCAGCACGCACCGUUCACUUACCGUUUCGCGGUGAACAACACUACUGGAGCGGCUCGUCGUGGAACGUGUCGUAUCUUCAUAGCACCGAAGACGGACGAACGUAACACUCCGCUGACAAUGGACGAGCAGCGCUUGUUGAUGAUCGAGCUGGAUAAAUUCCGUGUCAAUUUGACUCCCGGUGUGAAUAAUAUUGUUCGUCGUUCGGAACAAUCGAGUGUUACCAUUCCGUACGAGAGAACCUUCCGUCCGAUGGCACUUUCCAACAUUAAUCUACCCGAAACGGAACAGUUCCGCUUCUGCAACUGCGGCUGGCCCCAUCAUUUACUGCUUCCCAAGGGCACGGCCGAGGGAAUGAAGUUCGACCUGUUCCUUAUGAUCUCCAACUUUGCCGAUGAUACCGUCAACCAGGAGUUUAACGAGGACAUAAACUGCAACGAUUCCCAUUCGUUCUGUGGCAUCCGCGAUCAGCUGUAUCCCGAUAAGCGUCACAUGGGAUAUCCGUUUGAUCGUCGUAUACCAACGGCCACGCGUACGCUGUCAGACUUUACACGCCCAAACAGUAAUAUGACCAACAUUGAGGUACAAAUUCGCUUCACAAAUACGGUGAUUGCUUAUCGCUUCGUGCCAAACUGUUAUCAUCGCCGCAAUAUGCUGCUGAAUAGUAUGGCCACUUUAACACAGAAAUUUCACGGACUUCUGCAACACCCGCUGGAGCCACUGUUUCUUCCCAAGAACGAUGGCACACUUUUCUACGAUCUUCCGGAGCGCUUCCUUACCUCGCGCUAUAGCCCGAUUGGGCAAAAUUUGGCCAAUCGCUUUGGACCAAAUUCACCUGCCUCGUCGCAAGUCAGCAAUGAUACGGGCGUGCCGCCAACGGUGGUGACCAUCAAAGAUUUGGACGAGCUGCCGGAUCUUACGUUCGCCACGUGGAUUAAACGCCGGGACUCGUUCUCCCUUUUCAAUCCGGAACAUCGGAAAGCGGCAGGAAAGCUGACCAAGCUGUUCUUGGAUCAACCGAAUGCGGAUAGGCUCGUCGAUGUGGCCGCUUACGCUCGCGAUCGUCUGAAUGCACCGUUGUUCCAGUACGCACUGUCCGUGGCGUUGCUGCACCGUCCGGACACGAAGAGCGUGUCCGUACCGUCGUUGUUACACCUGUUUCCAGAUCAGUUCAUUGAUCCGGCUGCCCAGGUUAGGAUGAUGGAAGAAGGAUCAAUCGUGCUGGAUGAGAACCGGAUGCCGAUUCCCAUUCCAAUGAACUAUACCGCUACGGAUGCAGAGCCUGAGCAGCGAAUGGCAUUCUUCCGAGAGGAUAUUGGAGUAAAUCUGCACCACUGGCACUGGCAUUUGGUCUAUCCCGCUUCUGGGCCACCGGAUGUUGUGCGGAAGGAUCGACGGGGCGAGCUGUUCUACUACAUGCACCAGCAGUUGCUCGCCCGCUAUCAAAUUGAUCGUUAUGCGCAAGGACUGGGACGAAUCGAACCCUUAGCUAAUCUGCGCGAACCGGUGCGCGAAGCCUACUACCCUAAGUUGUUGCGUACAUCCAACAAUCGCACCUUCUGUCCCCGAUAUCCCGGGAUGACGAUCAGUGACGUUGCACGCAGUGCCGACCGAUUAGAGGUUAGAAUAGCUGAUAUCGAAUCGUGGCUUCCCCGCGUACUAGAGGCGAUCGAUGCUGGAUUUGCAGUUAGUGAUGACGGUGUAAGAGUGCCUCUGGACGAAACAAGAGGUAUAGACGUGUUGGGUAACAUUCUCGAACGAUCGGCCAUCUCGAUCAAUCGCAAUUUGUACGGUGAUGUGCACAAUAUGGGACAUGUGCUGCUGGCUUUCAUUCACGAUCCACGCGGAACGUAUCUGGAAUCGUCCGGAGUGAUGGGAGGUGUAGCAACCGCUAUGCGGGAUCCGAUCUUUUAUCGCUGGCACAAGUUCAUCGACAAUAUUUUCCUCCGAAACAAAGCUCGUCUCGCUCCGUACACCAUGGCCGAACUUUCUAAUAGCAACGUAACGCUGGAAGCGCUUGAAACGCAGCUCGAUCGCGCUGGUGGCGCUGUCAACAGUUUUGUAACCUUUUGGCAGCGCUCGCAAGUUGAUCUGCGUGCUGGAAUAGACUUUUCUGCAGCGGGCAGUGCCUUCGUUAGCUUCACGCAUCUUCAGUGUGCUCCAUUCGUUUAUCGGCUUCGCAUCAAUUCGACUGCUCGCUCAAACAGACAAGACACGGUACGGAUCUUUCUCUUGCCGCGCCAAAACGAGCAGGGUCGCCCUUUGUCUUUUGAGGAUCGUCGUCUGCUGGCCAUCGAGCUGGACAGCUUCCGUGUAAAUUUGCGCCCCGGCAUGAACAACAUCGUACGGCAGUCGUCCAACUCGAGCGUUACGAUUCCGUUCGAGCGGACCUUUGGUAACGUGGAGCAGGCUAACGCAGGCAAUGCACAAUCGCGAUUCUGUGGUUGCGGUUGGCCGGCACAUAUGCUACUGCCGAAAGGGAAUGCGAACGGCGUCGAGUUUGACUUGUUUGCAAUGGUCUCGCGGUUUGAAGACGAUAACGCUAACGUUAACUACGAUGAGAAUGCUGGGUGCGAUGAUUCUUAUGCGUUCUGCGGACUGCGGGAUCGCGUUUACCCUAGCCGUCGUGCGAUGGGCUUUCCAUUCGAUAGAAGAGCAUCGAACGGUGUUAGAUCAGUGGCAGAUUUCGUUGCACCGUACAAAAACAUGCGAUUGGCGACUGUGACCUUACGUUUCAUGAAUACUAUUAUCGAUCGUCCCCCACCAAUACUAGCAACGAUGUCGGACAACAAGAAGCUUCUGGCCCUGCUGCAGCGCCCACUGGAGCCAACGUUCUACCCAAAGGACAAUGGCAAAACCGUGGUCGAUCUACCGGAAAACUUCCUGACUGAGCGGUACCGUCCGAUCGGCGCCUCACUGCAGAGCCGCUUCGGAAACGAUGCCGAUACGCGCAUUCCCGUAAGGAAUGUGUCGCCGCCGGCCAUUUCCUUCGCGGAGGCCGUACCGCGCCGGGGAGGCUUUUCGCUGUUCAACCCAAAGCACCGUCAAAUUGCGGGCGAUCUUAUCAAUUUGUUUAUGAACCAGCCGGACGUUGAGACGCUAAUGAGCGUGGCGGCUUACUCGCGUGAUCGACUGAAUCCGAUCCUGUUCCAGUACGCGCUGUCCGUUGCGAUUCAGCACCGUCCGGAUACGAAGGAUCUGAACAUUCCCUCGUUCCUGGAGCUGUUCCCGGACUCGUUCGUUGAUCCGAGCGUUUUUCCUAAGCUCCGUGAGGAGGGUGCCAUCGUACAGGCCGAGAACAGAAUGACUAUUGAUAUUCCGAUGAACUAUACUGCCUCCGAUCGGGAGGAUGAGCAGCGUUUGGCCUACUUCCGCGAGGACAUCGGUGUGAACCUGCACCAUUGGCAUUGGCAUCUGGUGUAUCCGGGCGAGGGUCCCGACCGUGUCGUCAACAAGGACCGCCGUGGUGAGCUGUUCUACUACAUGCACCAGCAGUUGAUUGCUCGCUACAAUGUGGAGCGCUUCUGCAAUCGUCUCGCUCGUGUACGACCACUGACGAACCUGCGUGAGCCUUUGCCGGAAGGAUACUUCCCGAAGAUUAUUCGCAGCUUGAAUAACCGGGCGUUCCCACCGCGUCCACAGAAUACCGUUCUGAGGGAUAUCAAUCGCGUGGAUGAUAGUGUUACCUUUACGGUGAGCGAUCUUGAACGCUCGGAAUCUCGCAUUGCCGAAAGCAUUGACGGUGGAUACGUCGUGGGCCCCGGUGGUAAUCGUAUUCCUCUGGACGAGCGCACCGGUAUCGAUGUGCUGGGUAACAUCAUGGAACCGUCGGCACUGUCGGUGAACAGCCAGUUCUAUGGAAACUAUCACGGAAACUUGCACAACAUCAUCGCGUACAGCCAUGACCCAGAUAAUCGCUUCCUGGAGGGAUACGGUGUGGUGGGCGAGUUCCAGACCGCUAUGCGUGAUCCAUCGUUCUACCGUCUGCACGCCCAGGUGGACAACAUGUUCCAUCGCUACAAGCGCACGCUGCAGCCGUACAAUGCUAAUCAGCUGAACUACAAUGGCAUCCAAAUCCAAUCGCUUGGAGUGCAGCUGAACCGUGCCAAUGCGCCGGCCAAUGUGCUGCUGACGUACUGGCAACGAUCGCAGGUUGAUCUCGCUACGGGACUCGACUUUGGACCGGAAGGAAACGUGUUUGCAUCGUUCACGCAUCUGCAGCACGCACCGUUCACCUUCAGACUGACGGUGAACAACACUAGCGGAGCUACACGCCGUGGAACGUGCCGUAUCUUUAUUGGACCGAAGGUGGAUGAACGCAACACUGGUCUGACAAUGGAUGAGCAACGCCUGUUGAUGAUUGAGCUGGACAAGUUCACCGUUAACCUAAACCCUGGUACGAAUAACAUCGUCCGCCGCUCGGAACAAUCCAGUGUAACCAUUCCGUACGAGCGAACCUUCCGUCAAGUCGCGCUGUCUAACAUCAACGAGCCAAGCACGGAACAGUUCCGCUUCUGCAACUGCGGCUGGCCGCACCAUCUGCUGAUUCCGAAGGGCACUCCCGAAGGCAUGCAGUUUGAUCUAUUCGCCAUGAUCUCCAACUACGCUGACGAUACGGUCAACCAGGAGUUUGAUGAGAAUGUUAACUGCAACGAUUCGCACUCGUUCUGUGGACUGCGCGACCAGCUGUACCCUGACCGACGCCCGAUGGGUUAUCCGUUUGAUCGCCGCAUGCCAACCGCUGUGAGAAGUUUGACCGAUUUUACCCGCGGUAACACCAACAUGGCAACGUCGCAGGUGCAGAUCCGUUUCACCAACACUGUCAUUGCCAGAACUUAAACCUGGUUCAAGUGAAUACGUGUUAAACGAUACUUAUUUUUGGCAAACGAUUACUGACACAUUUGAUUGGAUUACUACACUUUAACUUUAUAAAAUUUCAUUUGAUUAUUUUCAAAAUAAACGCAAUUUAUUGUUUUGCAGCAUA
Anopheles coluzzii is the source of this 6539-nucleotide messenger RNA. RefSeq lists its product as uncharacterized. Bases 116 to 6394 code for a protein of 2092 amino acids. Lineage: Eukaryota; Metazoa; Arthropoda; Insecta; Diptera; Culicidae. The record is from RefSeq and is a predicted model, not a curated record. Gene Ontology annotation, molecular function: oxidoreductase activity. The transcript has 18 exons.